AUGAAGAAAGCCAUCACGCUCAAUAAUGGGGAAGGGUUUCAAAGCGCAGAAACUGUGCUAAGAUUUGUUUUAAAAAGUUAUCGUCUUACCCACACUCGCCGUAGAUUUUUGUAGAACAUCGAACCAAUAAAAUUCCAGAUCACAUUGUAUACCGAUAUCGACAAAUUCUCUUUCUCUAAUGAGUGCUUCCGUUUCAGGCAAAAGUUCAGACAGGUCAGUGUCUUUUAUGGGCUCAACGCAAGCUCCCGAACAACUGGAUUCCCCAUAGUCUUUCAAUAGCUGAGAAGCAAAGGUUUUUUGAGAACCUUAGUUACAUUUGUUUAUUUUUCUUAAGGUUUCCACGCAAAUCGAUUUUGUACUUACUCUAUUGACCUCUAACUUUUGAAGAGCUCUACUUCUCCUCGGUCGUUUCUCAGUUCGGCAGCCACUUUCAGGUCCUCGCUGUCUGCCGACUGUAUGGGUCUUCUUUUUACUACGGAAGAAUUUACUUCUGGUAGUGCUUGAAUCGUCUGUAUCGACUUUUGAGAAAAAAACUAAUAAAACCGAUUGCGUACUUGAAAUAUAUACUAAACAGUUGCGUGGAAAGAAAAUGUGCGAUUUUUGAGUUUACAUGCCCUCCAAAGCUUGGACGUUAGCGAGCGUUUUGGGCCUUCGGAAACCUCGAUCCGAGAGAUCGUUCGAAGUGAACUCCAUCUUUCCGGUAGCACAGUAAACCGAGUCGACACGAUUCGACCACGCAAAGUUUCUAUCGUCCACUCCAUGGAAAGCAAAAUGACAAACCCGGUGCCAAGCACAGUGGUAAACCCAAUGCCAAGCGCGACAGCAACUCAAUUCAAGGUCGACCCGAACACCGAAAAGCUAAUCAACGCCAAAGAUCAAGGUCGAGCUCUAGCAAACCUCGAACGCUGUCAAAAAACGUUCGCGGUAAAGGUUUUGGCCACGUAAAGUAGACAAACGUUCCACAUUCCAGAAAUGGGUGUCUAAGAUAGCCCCGACCGCUAUUCGAUUUGCUUCCACGAAACUUGGAAAUCCACAAUUUUACUUCUAUUGAGCUGACUAAGCGGCAGUCUAGAGUUCUGGGACCAGGUCUGAAGUUCAGACCUUCCUUGCGCCCUUCAACAGUUCCUCAGUUCAACCAGCAAAUUCAAGACUUUUGCCGAAGAGUUCGCCUUCAAGAUAAGUUUGCCAACCGACCUCAAAACAGCGAGUUCAACCCCAAAUUAUACGUUCCAACCGGCUAG
This is a messenger RNA of Pocillopora meandrina, 1241 nucleotides long. The record is from the annotation of a GenBank genome assembly. NCBI's taxonomy places the organism in Eukaryota, Metazoa, Cnidaria, Anthozoa, Scleractinia, Pocilloporidae.